UUUUGGGCAGUCUUCCAUGCUGAGAAUCUUCACCUCGAAUGGGUCAUCGAUGACCAUGCCGUUGAGUUCAAGUGCUGCGCUCGCCCGGCUGGCCAUGCCAUGCAGCAAGACCCACUGGUCAAUACGCACAGUGCUGACGAGCGCGCGAUCGCCCGCCGCCGCGGUGGUGAUGGAGCCGCGCACUAGCGCAUCGAGGUCUGCGUUGCGGUGGUUUGGCACUUCAGCUGCAGGAGGCCCAAGCCAGUCCAGAUACACGCGUGCUACGUUCCGAGACCCGAGUGGAUCGUCCUACUAUGACGAGUCGUCGUCGUCGUCGUCGGGUGGUCGCUGGUCUGGCGGCAGUCACAAUCGCGGCUGGUUCCGGAACUUUGGCAAUCGGCUUCAGCCCAAGACGGUCGUUAUUGGUCUUGUAGGCCUCAACUGCACGGUAUUUGCUCUGCAGCACAUUGGAGAUGCGCUUCGAUCUCAGCGAGAUUACCGGUUGAGUAACUUCCUGGCGCUGAACUUUACCCUGCACUGGGACAACAUUCGUCGUCAUCGCUACUGGACCAUGUUCACGCAUGCAUUGACGCACAAGGAUCCGAUGCAUUUGUUGAUGAACAUGGUUGGAUUGUACUCAUUUGGCCUGCAGGUGGCAAGCUACUUGUCUCCUGCUAGGUUUUUGGCCGUCUACUUUGGUGCCGCGGGUUUGGGCGCUGCGUUUGAGCUCGAGUACGAGCGCCGAACGCAAACGCGCCACUCGGUGAUUGGUGCCUCUGAUGCGGUUCUCGGCUUGAUUUCCUUAUCCGUCGCCAUGUUCCCACAAUCAAAGGCCUCCCUCUUCUUCUUGCCAAUUGCAAUUCCAACUGCAAUUCCACUUUUGGGCAUUGUGGCGUAUGACCUGUACCGUUGUGCGACAGGCGUUGUCUACACGGCGUCUCCCGCGCAUCUGGGCGGCACUGCGUUUGGCGUCUUGUACUAUUUGCUGCGUCUUCGCGGGCGUCGCUGAUUUUGUAUUAUUAUUAUUUCUGUCAACAUUGCUCUUGUUCCCACUCCAAUGUCGGCCUAUUGUGUGUCGUUUUUUGAGCGGAAAUGCAAUGGACUUCACGCCCA
Molecule: messenger RNA, 1092 nt
Organism: Capsaspora owczarzaki ATCC 30864
Lineage: Eukaryota; Filasterea; Ministeriida; Capsasporidae
Exons: 3
Coding region: 17-988 (323 amino acids)
Cellular component (GO): membrane
Molecular function (GO): serine-type endopeptidase activity
Source: RefSeq, a predicted model, not a curated record